GUAUUCAUCAAAAGAAUUUAAUACAAUAUACGUUUAAGAACCUUUAACCUAAUUGUCUGUGAAAAACCACUAAUGAUUUGUCUAUUUUAUUACCAUAAACAUUUUAAGUAGACGGUGGAGGCAUUUAGCAAUUAGAAUUAUAUAAUGAAAUGGACAGUUUAAAAACAGACUAUCGUUUUUCACACGUGAAUCACGGACCUUUAAAUAGUUCUUUGUCAAAGAAUCCGGAUUCCUUAUUCUGAAAUUCAUUUUUUCCCAGAAGAUUUAUACCACUUGUGCUUGGAACUUGUGCAUGUAGUUAUAGUAUAUAUAUUGACAUUGAAAUGAUUUUUUUCGUGCAAUUACUGGCUUUUCAUAUUGUCCAUGGGAAUUUUGCCCUUGGUACUUUAUACAAAAGCACCGCUUCUUGUUUCGGCGUUACCUCACCAGCAAGUAAUUUUAUGUCUUCUUCGUGUCCACCGGGGGAAGUAAUUGCAAUAAAGACUUUUACCGUCGCCUACAAAGCAGCGGCACUGAAUUGCACUUUGGACAGCGUUCGUAUCCAAAAUCAGUUUCAACUUUGUUGUUCGAACAUAACCGAACAAGACUGCCAAAUGUCAUAUAAUAUUCACCCCAAUAAUGCAGUUCAGUAUAUAGAAAAAUGCAAUGGUAGACGUAGUUGCAACGUGAUGGCUACUGUUGUUCUGCCACAAGAUUGUAUUGGAGUACCUGAUCACUAUCCAAACUACAUGCAUAUAAACUACUAUUGCAUACCUGAGACGGGUAUUCUUAGCAGCAUGUCAGGAACGAUAACCUCUACGAGCUUAGGGCAGCAUGUUUAUUUGCAAAGUCCCGGUUUCAACAACGGUCAGAAGAUCCCGUCGGGAAAAACUCUGACUUGCUCUGUCCACACGUGUGAUAUGGGCUCAAAACUCUCUAUAACACUGCGGCAGAUUGUGAUGGAAAACAAGUGGGGCCAAUGCCAACAAAGACUUAUUGUGAGACGACCCGACGGUAUCAUUAUCGGUAUUUGGAACUGUCAAAAUAACACAGCUUCGCCGAAAACAUUGCAAACAAGCGAACAGUAUCUUAUCAUUCAGCUAGAGAACAGCCUUACAUCUGAUUUAGGCUCGUUUUGGCUUGGAUUUGCUGGAUCCUCCCCGGAUGGUAGGGUAACAGUCUCAUGUCCUCCUGAAACAAAUCCAUGUGCUGGUGCCUCUUCAACAAUAUAUUCAACAUCGACAGCUAUGACGACCACCACCAAAGCAACAAGAACAAUGGAUUCAACAUCUACACCAAUGACGCCGACGACCACAACCACUACCACAACAAGAACAACAACAGAUUCAACAUCUACACCAAUGACGACGACCACUUCAGCAGCAACAACAACGGAUUUAACAUCAACACUUUUGACGACCAACACCACAGCAACAACAACAGAUUCAAUAUCUACACAAAUGGUGACGUCCUCCACCACCACCACCACCACCACCACCACAGCAACAACAUCGAUCUCAACGACUGCUGGACAAUCCAGCACUUCAAAUAUAACAGAAGAGAAUACAACAUCAAUAAUAAAUGUAGAAACUUUAUCCAAUUCGAAAACAACUCUGGGGUCAACACUAUUGGACACAUCAACUACACCAAAACAUAAAAAAGGUUUGACGAACGCAAGUAUUGGUAUCGUCGUAGGAGGAAUAGUGGGUUUUGGUCUUAUUGCUUUUAUACUUUCGAUCGUUUUUAUUCGAAGGAGGAUAAAUAAUGGAAAGGCACAUCGAACUGCCAAUCCCCUACCAUCGUAUCCUCGAGCAGUACCAAUUUGGAACCCCAACGAAACGACAAAUCCUGGUUACGCACCUUCAAGUUCAUCAUACGAGGUUUUUGUUAGAAUUGCCGAGGGCGCAAGCUAAAGGACCAACUUCUCCUCCUAUCCGAAAUAGCAACAUUUUAAGAUGGCUAUAUGCACAUAUUGGACUAAUUUAAAUGAAAUUUGAUAAAUAUAAUCUUACAGUGAAUAUUGUGAUAAAACUGCUUGUUCGGGAAAAGUUCCAGCCACUUCUGCUAUCUCUUUUGUUACCUUUUUGCCAACACGCAUUGGUUUAAACUGUGUUUUGCCUGACCUUUUGUUAUUUUAUUUCAAAGUGUGUGUGUGUGUGUGUGCGUGCGUGCGUGCGCGCGUGCGCGCGGGCGUGUGUGUGUGUGUGUGUGUGUGUGUGUGUGUGUGUGCGGAGAUUUCUUUGUCCCAGCAACUCUGAAUGUUUGAAUACUUGUUUUUAUCAUGCAAAGUUAUCAAAAUACACACAUAAAAACUA
This is a messenger RNA of Mya arenaria, 2294 nucleotides long. Its product is annotated as mucin-3A-like. Bases 324 to 1892 code for a protein of 522 amino acids. The record is from RefSeq and is a predicted model, not a curated record. Lineage: Eukaryota; Metazoa; Mollusca; Bivalvia; Myida; Myidae. The transcript has 8 exons.